ACCACCAUAACCCAAACGUCCUUUUUUUUCACCUUGUUAAAAGGCUUGCAUGAGAGAUCUGUUUGUAAACGGACUGCAGAUUAUCCACAAUGACGGCAAACGAUAACUCUGACCAAGAGGGUCUCUGGAAAGCCAACACUUUUCUCGAGGAACUGCCAGACGACAUCCGGCCCUUCCGAGACCUACUGGAGACGUAUAGCAAGAUACCUCCCGAUGAAGUUGACAAUCAUCUCUAUAAAAUCCGCGAUAAAGCCUGGGACAUCGCCCACUACCCCUGCAUCGGCCGCUGGUCCUUCACCAACCUGAAGCUGCUCCAAGGCCCAACCUUCCAGGCCGUUAUUGCGCGGCUAAAGGCCCCCGACUCCCAGGAUGCCCUUCUCGACGUCGCCUGCUGCGUGGGGCAGGUAUCGCGCAAGCUGGCCGCAGACGGGGUCGACCCUGCGCGGCUGUACAGCACCGACCUCGUCCCGGCCUUCAUCGACAUCGGCUUCGAACUGUUUCGCGACCGCGACCGCUUCCCGCCGGGCGCCUUCGUCGCCGCCGACCUGCUCAAGCCAGAUGAUGCCGGCGCGGCAGCGCUCGACGGCAAGGUGACGCUGGUGCACGCGUCCAACUUCUUCCACCUGUUCCCCUGGGAGCAGCAGGUCCAGGCCGCGGUGCGGAUGGUGCGCUUCCUGAAGGCCGGGACCACGGACGCGGCCAUCUUCGGGGCGCAGAUCGGCUGUCCCCAGCCGGGCGAGAUCAAGGCGUUGAUGGGGGCGGGCACGCGGUUUGCGCAUGACCCGGAGUCGCUUCAGAAGAUGUGGGACGAGGUGGGCGAGAGGACGGGCACGAAAUGGAGAGUCGAGGCUGGAUGGGUUGGGGAGCUGCCUUUCCAGAUCCCCGGGUUUCCCGAAGAGAUCCGGUAUCUAAAGUUUGCAGUCUAUCAGGCAUGAAGUCUGUAAUCGGGACGGCAUAAUUAGGAGCAAGAUAGGUAGUUAUUAAUUAGGAAUAGAAGGCUCUAUCAA
Molecule: messenger RNA, 1007 nt
Organism: Phialemonium atrogriseum
Lineage: Eukaryota; Fungi; Ascomycota; Sordariomycetes; Cephalothecales; Cephalothecaceae
Exons: 2
Coding region: 90-935 (281 amino acids)
Source: RefSeq, a predicted model, not a curated record